UUUUAUUAUAUAUAUUGUUAUUUGAGAAAACUAUAAAGCUUAAUUUAACUAUAGCUAGCUAUACCAAAGUAUAUGAUAAUAUAUCCAGACAACUUGUCUACAACUUUUCUAAGAAAUAUUGAGUCUUGGAAGGAAUGAGCUAAACAUCUAGUUGAAAUAAUCAUAUCUUUCAAAGUCACUUAAGGAAAGAUGACAAUGACAAGGAACAGCUCAUUUGGAAGAUAAGUAGGGAAUGAGUCUGUAGACUAUAAUGUGGCAUGCCAAAAGUCUUACAGUCAUAUUUCUGAUAAUGAAUGUGGGGUUAGAAACAGCUUUUUUCUGAAAAUCCUAGGCCACAUAAUACUCCCUACAUAUUGGGCAAUAAUUGCUAGAAUAGCUUAUUCAAUUAUUUGCCUAUAUGUUGAGGGUUCUAUAUUCUUGACUGCAUAACAAACCCAUACUUACUCUCCUAAGUUGAGAGAGUCAUACUUAGUUUAAUGACUGAUUCUUGGUUGAAUGAAACAACUAGGAAUUUAUUGCUGUUACUUCCCACUUUGACAUUGUCCCUACUUGACUGUUAGGUUUCAGCAAUUCAUGGCUUUCAGACUCAGUGCCUUAAAAUAUGGAUAAAAAUUAUAUUUUAUCAAAUAAAAUUUACGGCUGGGUCUAAUAUACUGCUAGGAAACACAAACAUUAAUAUUUGGAUAUAAAUGCAAAAAAAUAGAAGCUAGGGACAUGUAAUCAGACUUAUAGACAAAGUUGAGGUGGUGAGAAGGUGCCUUGUUUAUGGAUUGUCAGGAAGUGAGGAUAAUUUUCCUUAUAUGAAUUAGGAAAUUUGAAAUUUUCUUUUGUAAUGAUAUUCUUCUAUCUAAGUAUGCAUAAGCCAUGAUGAUUUAAGCAAAUAGGCUUUUGUUAAUUCAGGGAAAGGAAGUCCAUUUCUUCUAGUGACAUUCAGAAGUUAGUGUUUGAAGUAGCAGUGGACAUCUUAAAUUUUAAAAGAUCUCAAACGCCCCCCUCCUUCUCUAGUCAUAGUUGUAAGAAAGAAGUCAGAUUCCUGAUAUUUUUCAUAUAUUUUUCAAUUUCAAUUUGAAGAACUGACUAUUUUCUUCCUUCUUGUUGGUGUCAACCUAUAGCUGUCAAAUCUCACCAGCUAUUAAGAUAGUUGACAUUAAUGGGAUUUACCAAAUUGUUUACAGUAUGGUCACAUGGACAACAAAUUUCUUAUUAUUUUGCAGCAUUGGACACUUUUCUGCCAUGCUGAUGGCAUUGUAAAUAUAUUUGUCAAUUUUCCCAAAUUUUAACUGAAGAAAACCUUAAGAAUUUAUACUUGAGGACUAAAGUGUGACUCUGCCAGUUAUCAGGCUUUCAGGAUGAAUCUGGAAAAACUCAGCAAGCCUGAACUCCUGACACUAUUUAGUAUUCUUGAAGGAGAGCUUGAAGCAAGGGACCUUGUUAUAGAAGCUUUAAAGGCCCAACACAGAGAUACUUUCAUUGAAGAGCGCUAUGGAAAAUAUAACAUCAGUGAUCCUUUAAUGGCUCUGCAGAGAGAUUUUGAAACACUGAAGGAGAAAAAUGAUGGCGAAAAGCAGCCAGUCUGCACAAACCCACUCUCUAUUCUUAAGGUGGUGAUGAAGCAAUGUAAGAACAUGCAGGAGCGCAUGCUGUCUCAGCUGGCCGCUGCUGAGAGCAGGCACCGAAAGGUGAUCCUAGACCUUGAGGAAGAAAGGCAAAGGCAUGCACAGGAUACAGCUGAAGGAGAUGAUGUCACCUACAUGCUAGAGAAAGAAAGAGAGAGGCUGACUCAACAGUUGGAAUUUGAAAAGUCCCAAGUGAAAAAGUUUGAAAAAGAACAGAAGAAGCUCUCUAGUCAGCUGGAAGAGGAGCGCUCCCGCCACAAGCAACUCUCAUCCAUGCUGGUGCUUGAGUGCAAGAAAGCCACUAGCAAGGCAGCUGAGGAGGGACAAAAAGCAGGAGAACUGAGCCUGAAAUUGGAGAAGGAGAGGAGCCGGGUGAGUAAACUGGAAGAAGAGUUGGCCGCUGAGAGAAAGCGAAGCUUGCAGACUGAGGCCCAGGUGGAGAAGCAGUUGUCUGAGUUUGACAUUGAAAGGGAACAACUGAGAGCAAAACUGAACCGAGAAGAGAACCGGACCAAAACUCUGAAAGAAGAAAUGGAAAGUUUGAAAAAGAUAGUGAAGGACCUAGAGGCUUCUCAUCAACACAGUAGUCCUGAUGAACAACUAAAGAAAACAGUAACCAUGUCCAAAGGCACAGCAACUGAACCUCUCAUGCUAGUGUCUGUAUUUUGCCAAACAGAGAGUUUUCAGGCAGAAAGAACCCACGGGAGCAACAUAGCUAAAAUGACAAACACCGGGCUGCCUGGCCCCACCACUCCUACUUCCUCUUAUGCAAAAACCAAUGGCCAUUGUGAACCAGAGAUACAAACUACCAGGGAGCUGAUUGUAGGCAACAGUGUAGAAAACCAAGUGCCUCCACGGGAAAAAUCUGUGGCAUUGGUCCAAGAGAAACCAGUGGAGAAUGGUGGGUGUCCUGUGGGAAUUGAGACUACAGUCCCAAUGCCCAGUCACCUCCCUUCCAGUGGGAGCUCACUGUCUCCCAGCAGCACAGCCUCCUCCUCUCUAACAUCUUCUCCUUGCUCUUCACCAGUAUUAACUAAGCGUUUAUUGGGGUCAUCGGCUAGCAGUCCCAGCUACCAGUCAUCCUACCAAGUGGGUAUCAACCAGCGGUUCCAUGCAGCUCGGCACAAAUUUCAGUCCCAAGCAGAUCAGGACCAGCAAGCCAGUGGUCUACAGAGUCCUCCAUCCAGGGACCUGUCCCCCACCCUCAUAGACAAUUCUGCUGCCAAGCAGCUGGCCCGAAACACAGUCACUCAGGUGCUCUCCAGAUUCACUAGCCAACAAGGAUCAAUCAAGCCAGUCUCUCCCAACAGCUCUCCCUUUGGCACAGACUAUCGAAAUCUGGCCAACACUGCCAAUCCAAGAAGUGACACCAGCCAUUCACCUACUCCAGGGAAAGUGUCCAGUCCUCUGAGUCCCCUGUCUCCAGGAAUCAAGUCCCCUACCAUCCCAAGAGCUGAGAGAGGAAACCCUCCACCUAUCCCACCCAAGAAACCUGGCCUCACCCCCUCUCCAUCUGCUACCACUCCGCUGACCAAAAUUCAUUCCCAAGCAUCCUCUUUGACCACCACAGAAGACCUUGCCAGCAGCUGCUCUUCCAAUGCUGUCGUAGCCAAUGGCAAGGAUGUUGAGAUACUUUUGCCUACCAGCAGCUAGUCCCUAGGAGGGAGUCUUCACAUUUGACAUUCCAUCAAAUUUCGUCCAAAAGCUCAGAGUCAGACUGUUGAGUCAGAUUAUGUUAUUUAUUUUGAUAGUAGCUGAACCCAUCUGUAUAAUACAUUUAGCGUAUUUCACCUUUUUGUAUUUUUUUAAGUAGGAACUGAGUAGUUUGGAUUUUUAUGGCUCACAUCUUUGUACUGAAGCUAUAAUAAAAGGGCACCUCAAAGACAUCUCGAGCUCAGCAGUCACCGUCAUGUUGUGAUAGAGAAAGCUAAUUGAGUACCAGGUGGUGAUUUGCUGUCUAUUUUGGGACUAGAAUCACUCAACACUCAUUUUGAAUUAUGCAGAAGUGGUUCAUGCAGAUUUUUAUUCCAGAUGAAUAUGUUUUAAAAGUGCCUGAUAUAUGACUGCCAUAUGAAUGUGAUUCUGCAGCGAAAACACAAAAUGGAUCAUUUAAUUGCAAAAUGAGAUCCUCUGUGAAUUCUGAAUGUUAAAAAACCAACACUGCUUUUAAUCCUCUUUUACUGUUUUUAAUGCAAGCUUUGUGUUCUGAAACAAGGCUGCAUAAGUAGAAUGGGAAUCCUUCUAAGGGUGGGUGUGAACUCACCACAAAGCUGAGCUUUAUAGAGCGCUUGAGAAACCCUCCUGAGCACUAAGCAGUUGGGGUGCUGAUUUUCUUGUACUUUUGAAAAAUUAAGUCACUCCAAAUUUCCUGCAUAAAAUCUUGAAUAGAAUGAAAUCACAUCUCCAUUUAAAAAGUGUCUUUCAAGCAUCUACUGUCGUGUAAGGAACUUCUGAUUCUGAUUGCUAUUACUUGAAUAGGAAAUGGUUAUUCAUUCUGUAUAAAAGUUUUGCAACAGAAUGAAAUCUUUACUCUGUAAUCAAAAAGCAAUAACUUAAAAUUCACUCUCUUUGUAAUAUUAUAAGUCAGAAUUAUACACGUUUUACCAAAUUGUUACAUUUAUUCUCCAAGCUGCCAGCACUUAGUGUCUGUAUCUGUGGAACCAAAUUAACUCUUGCCUAAAUGGAAGUAUACAUAUAUCUGUAUAGAUACAUACCCCUUUACAUGUUUAAUAUACACACACUUACAUAAAUA
Messenger RNA from Microcebus murinus (gray mouse lemur), 4368 nucleotides. Lineage: Eukaryota; Metazoa; Chordata; Mammalia; Primates; Cheirogaleidae. The record is from RefSeq and is a predicted model, not a curated record.